Plasmodium cynomolgi strain B is the source of this 4137-nucleotide messenger RNA. RefSeq lists its product as hypothetical. Gene Ontology annotation, molecular function: DNA binding; 3'-flap endonuclease activity; crossover junction DNA endonuclease activity. The record is from RefSeq and is a predicted model, not a curated record. Gene Ontology annotation, biological process: mitotic intra-S DNA damage checkpoint signaling; resolution of meiotic recombination intermediates; DNA catabolic process. Gene Ontology annotation, cellular component: nucleus; Holliday junction resolvase complex. Lineage: Eukaryota; Apicomplexa; Aconoidasida; Haemosporida; Plasmodiidae. Bases 1 to 4137 code for a protein of 1378 amino acids. The transcript has 3 exons.
AUGGAAGGAAGUGACUUUUUGAAAAAGCUGGCGAACAGGAAAAUUUGCAGAAAUUACAGCAUACAUCCUGAAAAUGUAAUUUAUUACGAUUAUUUCAACAAUUUAAAAAGGAAGGCGGUGGCUCAGGGCUAUACCAAUUUGGUUAUUUCUUUUAAAAAAAUUAUGGGCUCCAUUUUGAAGUACCCCUUGCCAAUUAAAAAUAGCCUGGAAGCCUAUAAAUUGAAGGGGGUUGGUAAGCGAUUUUCUUACUAUUUUGAAAAGGCCCUCUCGCAAGGUGCUCAAGAAAAGAAGCAUAAUAGUAUGCACGAUGGGUGCGUUACAUCGAAUGGGAAUUCCUCUAACAUUUACACCCACAUAAAUAAAGUCAUCACAAGUGUGGACCGUUUUUUGAAGAAACUGGACAGUGAGGUUUAUAAUUUGAAAAGAAUUGGUGAGGAGUCCGAUGAUAGCAUUAUGAGGAACAUCAAGGAGAUCAGAAAUGAUUACCCGAACAGUGAUUAUAACGAGGGGGAGGUGAAAAGUAGAAAGAGGAAAAGUGGAAAGGAGAAGAAAGCAAGCGCCCAUCGCGCUGGUCGGGCUGAUGAGUCUAACCGGGCUAACCGAGCUGACAGGGCUGGCCAGGCUGAUCCGUCCGAUUCCGCUAAUCAUGCCGUCAAUCACGCCGCCAGUCAUGCCGCCAGUCAUGCAUCUAAUCAUGACAGCAAACAGGGCGAGAACGGCUGCACUCCGGCCAACGGAAUGAGCAGCUCCCCACAGUUAACCACGAACUCGUACACAUACAAGAACAGCACCAAUAUCAAUGGAUACACAAUCAUUUCUAGCAGCGCCAUAAAUUACGAAAACUCCUUUUUGGGCGAUGAGGAAGCAUCUACCCAAAAAGUGGGUCCCCUCAAUGAGCAUGAGAAGAAAAAGAGAUUAACUGGCAAAAAUGUAGAAAGCAAGAAAAAGAAUGAAAUCAAAUUAAACGAUUUCGAAAACAGAAUCAUGACUUUUCUUGACGAGAAUGAAAAUUUAUAUGACGACUGUUUAGUCAGCACGGAAGAAAUAACCAUUGGGUUUUUAAAAUAUUAUCGAAACACUGAAAAAAUAUAUUUCAGGAAAUUGCGUAGGCUUGUAAAAUUGGAAUUCGUAGAAAAGGUAGACAUUUGGGAAAACAAGGCAGGUGGGGGCGUUGCCAAAAAAAGGAGUGUCCUGAAUGACGCGCACGACACACCCAGCAGUUGCGAGGCGUCGAAUGCGAAAAGGGGUAAAAUGAAAAUUAUUAAAAAGGUGCGGUUGACAGUGAAGGGGAAGGAAUUCCUGCGGAGGAGGAAGCAAGAGAGGGAGCAGGAGGAGAGGGAGCAGGAGGAGAGAGAGCAGAAGGAGAGAGAGCAGCAAAAUAGGGGAGAGCAGAAAACACAGGAAGAUCCCCCACACGCGAAUAAUCUCAAAACGAAAGAACCCGCCACAGAUGCAUCAGAAGGAGAAGGCAAAUCUACUUCUAAGAGAGACGAAGAAAAUAAAGUGAGCGAGUCAGAACACAGAAUAAAAUAUGAGGACAGUUUCAAGAGCGCAGAAUAUUUAUCGACAAAGAUGAACGAGUCGGAAGAAAGACUAAGGAGGGAAGUUACUUACAGUGAUGGUGAAAAUAACCACUUGUUUGGAAGGGGCAAAAUCGUUCGCGAAAAAAUGUGUGAUGAUUUUUUGCCCUUUAAACAUGGUUCAAAUGAAGAAAAGGUGGCGUUACUACACGCACAUGAAGAAGAUAAUGAGGAGAGGGAGAAUAAGGCCAAGGAGGAUUACUCUCGAAAGGGGAAUGACUGCUUUUCGGAGAAUGAAAUUUUGAGCAAGUCUGAGGGUGCAAAUAGUGGUAUCUUUUUUGACAUGGAGGCAAAGGAUCAAGCGGGUAACUGUCAUCUCGAGAGCGAAGGAACCAAUCAAGCAGAACUGUCCAAUAAAGUAGAAAAGAUUCGUAAAGAAUGGGAUAGUCCGUUUAACUCUGACUGCUCAGGAACCAUGUCGUGGAAAAAAGAAAAAAAUGAUCUCGCCAGUUUUCAAUUAAAAAUGGAAAGAAAAAAGAAAGAAAUUAGAAAAAAAUUAAAAAUAAGUUUGAGGGAAAAAAUACAAAAAAAAAAAAAUGAUAAAAAUAAUUUAUUUGGUGAGGAGGACCAGUCGAGUAGCAAUUCUGAUGAGUCGGAGAAAAUCGAAGGGACGAGAAGUGGCUUGCCUGAAAGGGAAUUCUCCCAUGGGGUGAAGCAAUCCAGUGGUGUAAUUGAUGGAGUUAAAAGAUGUCUAGAGGGGAACACGUCGAAUGGGGGUGAACAGAGUGAGGCAGAACCCCAACUGUUUCUCAGCUGGGAAGACUGCAAAGAGCAACCAUGCGAGGUAAGUAUAACUGCUCCAGAUUCAGCAGAUACUGAGACAGCUCUGCAUAUUAGGAAAAUAAAAAAAGCACUCUCCUGUGAUGAGAAUCACAACAUUAGAGAAGACGUUCGCGAAAACAUUUUUUUUACCAUUGAUGGGGAUACAUCGGAUGCGCAAAGUCAUCAUCUCAGCGAGACUACAUCAAAUUUGAGCAAUAACAAACAAGCGCGCAGUGAUGACGUAAUCGAUUUGUUUGCAGAAGAGAGUGCAUGUGAAGGGGGGGGAGAUGUCUCUGGUGGGCUUAUUUCCUCAGUUGUGAGUAAAGCGGAAGGGAAGAAGAAGUGGAGCGGUUCGCUUGAUAGAGAGGGAGGGGAGUUAGGAAGUGAACCAAAAAAGAGAAGAGAAAAAAAAGGGGAGAAGCGGUUGGACGAAGAGGAGCGAAAUGGUCAGGAAGGGGAGGAGGAGAGCAAGAAAAAGAAAAGAAAAAUCGGAAAUGACCACACGAGGGGAGAUCCCAAAGGAGAGCGUAAACCGGGCCAAAAAGCAAAGCGAAAGGGAAACCUCGGUGCAAACCCUGGUGGGGACACGCACACCGCAGCGGGCGAACAAGUGACCUACGGGCCGUACGAAAUCGUCAUGGUGAUCGACAACAGAGACAUAUCAGGGACGAGCCAGGAGCUGAAUGAAAAAAUGAAAAAAAUAUUCCAUCGCAGUGGGGUAAAAUAUCUAACUAGGAAUCUUCCCCUGGGUGAUAUCAUUUGGUUGUGCAGGAGAAGGGUGUAUAAUGGUGGUAAGUCGAAGAGAAAAAGGAGCAGAAAAGGUGGGAAAAAGGAGAACCCAGGGAAGGAGGAAACUCCAGGGAAGGAGGAAAAUCCAGGGAAGGAGGAAACUCCAGGGAAGGAGGAAAAUCCAGGGAAGGAGAAAAAUCCAGGGAAGACGCCACAGAAGUCCCACCAUCACGAAUGCAGUGGCGAGGCCAGCCAAAUGAGCAAUCUAAGAAAGAGCAACGUUCAUUGGAGUGGAAGUUACGACCAAGGGAGAGAGGACCAGGGGGCGGGAGACGAAGAAGAAAAUGCGGAGUACGAAGAACAUGUAUUAAAAUGGAUAGUAGAGCGCAAAACAUUGAACGAUCUGAGUGCAAGUAUAAUCGAUGGUAGGUAUGAUGAGCAAAAAUAUCGUCUCAUGAGAUCAAAAGAGACCUCACAUAUAAUAUACCUCAUAGAAAACAGUAACAAUUCGUUUAAAAAUUACACCAAUUCGAGUAGAAUUUCUUAUGAAACGCUUCUAAAUGCUCAGCAUAGUAUUCAGUUGGUUAGUGGGUUCUCCAUAUUGACUAGCCAAAGUUUGAGUCACACUUUUUUUUUAUUGGCUGAAAUGCACACAGAGAUUGUAGAAAAUAUCCGUCUGCUUUGUAACAUCAGAGAAGGAGACCCCAUAAUACACAGUGAUAAAUUGGAGGUGUACUUACGAGAUAAUUCAUCCGAAUGGGACCAGUGGAAUAAUGAUUCUAAGAAGUCGAAAAACAAUUUGGUCAAGGAAGUUUUUGGGAAGCAACUGCGAUUGAUUAACAUGUGCGGGCCUGAUGCCACGGAGUUGAUUUUAUCUCUGUGGCCUACUCCGAUGAAACUGAACGAGGCCCUCAAUAGGUAUACCCACGAUGGAAUCCUGGCCGAGAAGAUCAAGCGGAUUUACCUCAAGGGCCGCGACCUUCUGGGGAAGCGGCGCGUCAAGUCUCCCGUCGAUACGAAUCUCAUUGCGCAGCUGCGGCAGCUCUAUGCCCCGGAUUCGAUUUAG